This is a messenger RNA of Papaver somniferum (opium poppy), 2873 nucleotides long. Its product is annotated as F-box/kelch-repeat protein SKIP6-like. The record is from RefSeq and is a predicted model, not a curated record. The transcript has 2 exons. Gene Ontology annotation, molecular function: protein binding. The coding region runs from base 40 to 1179 and encodes 379 amino acids. Lineage: Eukaryota; Viridiplantae; Streptophyta; Magnoliopsida; Ranunculales; Papaveraceae.
CAGGAGUCCAGACUCCGGUAUAAAAAGAGAGGAAAACAGAUGCGGAGACGCAGAGAGAGAGAGAUGGAAGAUUCACCACAACCACAACCACAACCACAACCACCAUCAAGAGACUCAAACUUAUUGAUUCCAGACUUACCUAAUGACAUAUCACUCCAUUGUAUAGCUAGGGUACCACACAUCCAUCACUCAAAUCUAUCACUGGUUUCAAAAUCAUGGAAUUCACUUCUCCGAUCCCAUCUUUUCUUCAAUACUCGUUUCAAUCUCAAUUAUACGCAAACCCUUUUAUUCUUCAUCAUCCGUAUUCACAAUUCAUCUCUCAAAUGGUAUUUUUUUGACCCCAAAAACCCUAAACUCCUUUUCUCUGUUCCUCCAAAUCCAGUUCAAUCAAUUGGUUCAGCUUUUGUUGUAUUAGGCCACGAUAUCUAUGUAAUUGGUGGUUCUGUUCAUGAUAUCCCAUCACCCAAUGUUUGGGUUUUUGAUUCUCGAUUUAAAAAAUGGGAACUCGGUCCAGCAAUGAGUGUUGGAAGAAAAUUCGCUGCUGCAGGGGUUGUGAAUGGGAAAAUUUAUGUUACAGGUGGUUGUUUGAUUGAUUCAUUGUCUGAAUCGACUCAGUGGGCUGAGGUUUUUGAUCCGGCAGUGGGGAAAUGGGAAGCGGUGGUUCCGAAUCCGAGUCCAAGUCAGGUUAAUGUGAUGGAGAAAGACAUACACAGGUGUGCUGUGAUAGGGGACAAAUUGUAUGCAAUGACACAUAGACUUGCAGUUGUAUAUGAUACAAAGGAGUUGUCUUGGAGUGAUGUGAAAUCGAAGAUUAAUUUAGGGUGGAGAGGCAGAGAUACUGCUGUUGUUGAUGGGACUUUGUUUUCUUAUGAUUAUUUAAUCGGUGAAAUAAGAGGAUUUGAUGAGAAUGUGGGGUGUUGGAGAAAAUUGAAGGGUUUGGAUAGUGGGUUGGAUAAGUUUUUGUGUGGAGCUACAAUGGCUAAUGUUGGUGGGAAUUUGUGUGUUCUGUGGCAAAGGAGUACGUGGAAUGAAAAUGAGACAGAGAUUUGGUGUGCUGAAAUCUCGACUCGGAAAGGUAGUUGUGGGGGUGAGUUAUGGGGUUCUGUGGUUUGGUCAAAAAGAAUUCUUGUGGUUCCGGAUAGAUCUUCGGUUGUACGUUGCUUGGCUGUUGGAUUGUGACAUCAACAGAAAACCCAAACUGUACUUUUGCAGAUUAAAGAAGCAUGUUAAUUCUUGCCUUCUCGGUUUAAGGGUGUGGUAUUUCACACAGGAAAGCGGCAUUUGAAGAAUUGUGGUUUAAUGUGCAAAACCUUGAACAAUUCGCAGCAGUUAAUUUUAGAAACAUAGGUGUAGAGUCUGUCUUUUGCAUCAGCAUCAGAAGUGGGAGGAAGUAUGUUCUCCUAGGGAUGAAGGAGGUUUGGGCAUCAGAAGCUUAGAAAUUAUUAAUAAGGCCUUGUUAAUGAAGUUGUUAUGGAAGAUUGAAACUGAAGAUGAAGAAUGGACAAGGUUCAUGAGGGCCAGGUAGAAGACUAAAUAUGAUUGGUUAUUAUAGGCAAUCUUCCAUUUUGCGUGGAAUCAAACUGGUAAUGGGCAGGUGGAUGAAGGAAGUAGGUGGCUAGUUGGAGAUGUGAAAAGUAUAUCUGUAUGGAGGGAUAAAUGGUAAUGGACUAUGCUUUGAUUGAAAGAUACUUUGAUUGGAGAGUGGAGCAGUUGAUUAUGGAUGGUGAAUGGAAGAUACCUAUUGAGAUGUACAAAUGUUUUGCAAAGGAUGAUUUGCCUGUAUUCGGUAAUGGAGCUGACAAGAAAGUUUGGUCUGGUGAUAUAAUUGGCAAGUUUUAUGUGGCCAGUGCGGUGCAGAUGAUUAUAGAUAAAAUCAUGUUCUUCGUUGGGCUAAACAAGUAUGGAAUCCUUGCAUACAUUCAUAUGAGCUUGUCCUACUGAAGAAAAUAUCAGGAAAAGAGGAUUUCAUACUACAUCAAAAUGUUAUCUGUGUGGCAAUGGACAAGACAAUAUGGAGCACUGGUUAAGAUGGAUUUUUCAGUUUCUAUCUCCUGCGAGCUUUGAAGAGGUCCUCAGUUUGGUAAAGCAUAAGAGCGCUGUUGUGAAAGAGGUAUGGUAUACUUGUGCUUUUUCUGCGAUGGUAGAAAUAUGGAUUUCCAGGAAUAGGAGGAUGUAUGAGGAGGCAAUUCCUAGUAUUGAAAAUGUGAAGCAGAAGAUUUUGAGAUUCAUAAAGGAAUGCAGUGUGAGGUGUCAGGACACUUAUGGCUUUUGAAAAUAGGGGAACAAAAGUUCAGAACAGUGGUAAAAGAAUGUUUUUUCAGAUUACCAUCCUUACCUCAGAAUCUUCUUAUCUAUUGUGAUGGUGCAUCAAGGGGUAAUCCUGGGCAAGCUGGGUGUGGUUUCCAUAGCCAAAAGUAGCAUGGGUGGGGGUGUAGGUGCUAUGGCUGGUGGUUUGGGGAUAACAAAAAUUACUUAGCUAAGGUGAUGGUGCUUGUUGGUGCAGGGGAAUGGGCAAUGAGCCAGCAGGUGGUUCAGGCAUGUUUAGUUUGGAUUCAAAAGCAGUUUUAGUUUCCUUUAUGACUGGCAGAAUACCUUCCAUGGUGGUAAGUGGGUUGCAGAGAAUUAAGAAUGCAAUAAACCAGAUCUUUUGGGUGGGAUGGAAUGUGAAAAUUCCUCUUACUUCUUUGCACUUGAUUGUGUGAUGUAACUAUUUGUAUAGGGCAAAUAUUUGUUCCCAAUGUCUGAUUUUACAGGGCAAAGGCCAGGAAACUAGUUCAAGAUGAUGUAUAUAGUGCAGGGCAGUGAAGAUAACAAAUGAACUGUUUGCUUACCCAAUGUAACAACCCUUUUUCUUUUGUAGUCUUUUUGCAAUC